AUUUGCCGACGUGUCACACUCACAUACCCACGCUCUGAUCACACCUGAGCUGGGUGUGCCCCCCCUCGGGUCGGGCGGUGCCUCCCGGCCCAAUGGCCGCCAGGGAACCGCUGCUGAGCGCCCUUAAAGGUGCGGUGUUGCGGCUGCGGUCGGACGGCGUUCCGUGCUCCGACUCUUCCCCGCACCUUGCGGCCGUCUGUGCGCUGCUGGAGGGAGCCUUGAGGAAGGGACUGCGGCAGCCGCUGUGGGGCUUCGGGAGAAGGGAUUAUUGGCACUGCCUGGAGCAGCUUCCACUCGGGAGACCGAGCCCUCUCUCCAGCAGCCUCCAUAGAGCCUCCAUCUGCACGAAGGCACUGACAGCACAGGGCCGUGGCCGCUGCUUCCUGCGCUCAGCCCUGCAGGGCAAAGUGCUGGCAGUGGCCGUGCAGCAGCUGGUGCAGAGCCCGAGGCUCCUGGAGUUCUAUGACCCAUCAGGCUCCAUCCUGGGCAAUGAAGAGCUGAGGGAGCCGUUCCUCUCCCUGGUGCUGGUGCUGAUGGAGGUGGAUUUCUCCUUGGACCUGCAGAACUGCAGCUUCUUGGAUGAGAGCUGGCUGCUGCCGGUGUGUGUCAUGUAUGAGACGGUCCCAUGUCGAGCUCUGGGGAUGGUGGUGAGGUACGUGGAUGGCCGUGUCAUCGUCAUUGAGGUGCUUCCUGGGAGCCAGGCAGAGGUGGACGAGGUGGUGCUGGCUGGGGAUGUCCUCGAUGAGAUCAAUGGCUGCUCCUUGAGGAACGCCUACAGUGGGCAGGCUGGGGUGAUGCUGCAGAAGCUGAAGGGACAACCACUGAGCCUCCGUGUGCUGCGGUGGCAGGGGCACAGUGGUGAGGUCUAUGAGCCCUUGCUGCCCUACCUGCAGGCUGUGAAGGAGAAGGAGCCCCAUUUCCAGCUCCAGUGUGGCCCCAGGCACCGUGACAAGGGGGAGAAGCAGAGGGUGCAGGGGGGCAGGCUGCUCUACAACCUGCGGUACCUGGGCCGGAUCAGUGUUGGGAUGUUUGGAGGCAAAGAGGUGCUGCAGAAAGCCAUCCCUGCUGUGUUGGAGAGCUGCUCAGCACCACGGGAGGUUUUAUUUGAUGUGAAGGAAACAGAAAUCCUUGUGCAAGAGAAAGCAUCUCCCAAGGUCCUGUUCCGCCACCCUUACCCUGCAGUCUCCUGCGUGGGACGUUGCCUCAAGACCAGCCAUGUCUUUGCAUUCUGUGUUGUGCUGAUGUGUCUGUUGCCAUAUUUAGUGCUUCCCCAGGGAGCCCUGAAGGGAGCACGUUUGAGUGCCUGGUGUUUGCAUCGAGUUCAGAGCAAGAAUGCGAGGAAAUCAUCCAGAGAAUCGCUGCAGGAUUCAAACACACCGAGUGGUUUGUCUGAUAAGGGACACCAGGCUCUGGCUCCUCAAGCUGGAGUUAGAAGGGUAUUGCAGGACUUCAUGCUUCUAUGUAUGAACUGCUGCCCCUUUGUCUGGCCUCUGCAGUGGAAUAAAUCAAGCAGGUCUGGCUUGUGUUGCUCCCUGUGUAAUUUCUGUCUCAAUUUCAGCCUUACCCGGUACAGCCUGUUCUCAAGAACCAGCCCAGCGCUGUAAUUUGCAUGUUAAUUACCUGCUUUAGAUGUAUCUGAGCUUUCCUGUGCCACAGCUACAGGUAGGAGACACUAAGAGAACAGGGACCGUGAGCAGAGCCUGAAGGGUUAUCCCUCAUUGAGGGUUUAGGUUUAAUCCUUCAUCAGAAAAGCUUAAGAUGGGAAAUGAGAAGAAAUGAGAAGGCAGCAAAUUGCUCCCUGGUUACGUAACGAGUGUUUCUGGUUGUAUGAAAUGCUCUGAGUCACAGGGUGAGAUCCCACAGGAAGCUCCCACAGCCGGGAUAUCCGCUCACAGCACCGGGAAGGGCAGGAGCUGCUGGAUUCACUUGAGCCAAGUCAGUCCCAGCACUGCGAGGAUAAAAAAAGCACUUCAAUGUGGAAGGAAGAGGGGGAAGAAAGAAGUUAGUGGUGAAGCUGGGCCUCAACACCCAUAAGCUUUAAAGAAGAGCUAUAAAGAGGAGGAGGAAAGUUGCUUCCUAAGCUGUACCUGUCACUGCUCCUCCUGGCUGAGCACGGGGUGACUCAGCCCUAAAAGCACCAAGGGGACACGCUGCUCCAUUGGCACAUUAAGUGGAACCUACUGCUAAAGAAGCUCCUCCAAAGGCCAUAGAAACCAAAUGACAAAAGACUCCUCGCAUGUGAAUGUAAAACAUUUAAUUUAAAAAUGUUGACACUACAAUAUAUAAAAUAGCUAUUAUAAAUGCACAUAGUGUAUCUAUAGCUGCCAGGUUUACGUUUUUUUUUCUUUUCUUUUUUUUUUUAAAGGAAACUGUAAGUUUACACUGUGGUUAAAAGAGUCGUAGUUUCACCCUCUGAAAAGUCCACAUUUGAUCACAGUGAUGUAUGGUCAGACUAACAGCCCCAAUUGUUAAACACUUGGAUCAAGUCAUAACCAGUUUUAUUGCAAAAGGACCCUGUACACAUUUAGAUCAAUUCUAGUACCUUACAAGUUUAGCUACCCAACAAGUCAUUAACAUACAGAAACAUGCAUGAGAAGCAAGAAAGAUCACCCAUCCCUUCUGCAUAUUAGCAACUUGUCACUGCUGAGCAACAAGGCUCACAUCACUGAGGUUUAUGUGAACAGUCACUUUUAGCAUUCAUCCUGAGUGAAAGAUGGAAUGACUUAAGUACAAAUGCAACAUAUUAUAAACAAUUUCUUACAAAAAAAAAAAAAA
This is a messenger RNA of Coturnix japonica (Japanese quail), 2775 nucleotides long. RefSeq lists its product as uncharacterized. The record is from RefSeq and is a predicted model, not a curated record. Lineage: Eukaryota; Metazoa; Chordata; Aves; Galliformes; Phasianidae. Gene Ontology annotation, molecular function: protein binding.